AAAAUAGCGGGGAUCGAGAAGAACAACCGGCUAUUCUGCCAGCACUUCUAUUUGCGUUUGGAGUUGCUCGGCGUAUGUUGCGCUCGUGAAUCGCGAUAAACGCGAGUCGCAUGGUUGCCUGAGUUUGCUGCGGUGAGCUCGACUAGUAGAUAAGUGUUUGGCAUUCGUUGGCUUUGGCUCGUUUUGAGAUGUCAGUGAUCAUCCCACAAUAAAGGUGAUCUGAUUUGCUGUAACUUCUUUCCUGUUCGCUGUAAUAUUGGCUAUCUAAAAACCAUGAGCAUUCCUGGAAAAAGGGUGGAAGAUUGUCACUAUGAAUUUGAGGACUCUACAAGAGGUCCACCCAAAAUUCUGGGAAAAUGGGAAGCUUUACGUCUCGCAGUUUAUGAUGGCUCAACCGGAAAAUUUUUGGGACGUACCCGAUCCAGUUGGGGUGUCGUUGGUCUAUUUUACUUGGUCUUCUUCAGUGUGCUAGCCGUAUUCUGCGCCAUUUGUUUCGAAGGCCUAAUGUUGACUAUAAAUUUGCAACGGCCAAAAUGGAUUCUGGAGGAGAGUAUCAUCGGUACAAGCCCCGGUCUUGGUUUCCGGCCUAUUUCGGAUAAUACAAAUGAAAAAUCUCUAAUUUGGUACAAUGCAACAAAUCAAACGGAAGUCGCAAUUUGGACGCAGAGAAUUGAUCAAUUUUUAAAUGUCUACCAAAAUACUUCGCUGUUCCCCGACCAAGGUCAACACCGGCAAGACUGUAGCGACACAGAAUUGCCAGAGCCAGGAAAAGUUUGCGCCUUUAACUUCACCGAUUGGGAUGUUUGUGCCCCAGGUGGAAGCUACGGAUACAAUGAUUCAACGCCAUGUUUCUUCAUCAAACUUAACAGGAUAUAUGGAUGGACACCAGAUUACUACACUAACGAUGAAACUUUACCUGAAGAUAUGCCUCGAAGUCUAAAAGACCAUAUAAAAUCCAUCAACGGUUCCUCGUUGAACAGCGUGUGGAUUACUUGCAGUGGUCAGAAUCCAGCUGACCGCGAAGUUAUCGGAGACAUCGAAUACUUUCCAAAGAAUGGGCGGCUUCCUGGCUAUUACUACCCGUACACAAAUAUACCGGGUUAUCUCAGUCCUUUGGUGGCCGUUCAUUUUCCCAAAGCUGCGAAAAACAUCAUAAUCAACGUCGAAUGUCGAGCAUGGGCGAAAAACAUUCGAUACAACGGCGUGAGUUUGACGCGAGAAGGAUCCGUGCACUUUGCAUUUAUGAUCGACUACUAGUGCUGGUGCUGAAAUUCUAUUAACGAGGCUGCAAGAUGUGGCAGAAAACUCUUUGAGUAACAUAUUGAGGAUUCAGUUUCAUAGUUUCGUACGGUGGAGGAAAUACGUUAUCGCAAAUGGUAUUUCAACUUGUACAUAUACUAUACGCCGAGGAAAAAUUUUUCUACGAGUAAUUUACCGAUUUAGUUUGCUGAAAGAAUCUGUCAGUGAAAUACACAAGGUAGACACUUUCUACCCAGACAACACGUAUACCACAUUAAAUAAAAUCCCAUAUGUUAAAAACUCGUUGUGGAUCGAUUUCAACGAUACAGUCCCUUUCCGUAGAAUAAUGGAGGAUAGCUAGCUCUAGCUAAUGAAGGCUUCUUGUAAGAGAAAUGAAAGUUGUUAUAGAAUAAUAACGAAUAGAAGAAAAUUACAUCAGAAGGCUUUUCGUAAAAUACCAAAAUUGUAAAUGUUGUGUACAUUCUGCGUGUUAGCAAUAAAUAAAGUACAUUUUACAAAUUUUAUAAACCAA
Molecule: messenger RNA, 1771 nt
Organism: Athalia rosae (coleseed sawfly)
Lineage: Eukaryota; Metazoa; Arthropoda; Insecta; Hymenoptera; Athaliidae
Product: sodium/potassium-transporting ATPase subunit beta-2-like
Exons: 8
Coding region: 274-1257 (327 amino acids)
Biological process (GO): intracellular sodium ion homeostasis; sodium ion export across plasma membrane; potassium ion import across plasma membrane
Cellular component (GO): sodium:potassium-exchanging ATPase complex
Molecular function (GO): ATPase activator activity
Source: RefSeq, a predicted model, not a curated record